GAAAAUUAUUGAUAAUCUAUGAAUGAUUUAUAUAGUGUUGUUGUAUAAAAAUAAUAAAAAUAAUUAUAAAUUCAACGUUAUUGUCGGAAAUCAAAAUCAUCUACAUCUUCAUCCGUGCAAUUCAAUUCUAACAUGGCAACUUCAACGGUAUCGUCGAAAUCGUCUUCAUCUUCAUCGACUUCUUCGAAGCGAUGGACCCAGAAUAUUUCGUCAAUAGCAGCUCGCAUCUACUUCUGCCUCAUCUUCUUUCAGAUCCCUCUCUUCAGGGUGACUUGCAGAUCUGGUGUGUGUAAAACCCCUUUGCACGUCACAUCGUCACAGUUAAUCGCAAGUGAGAUCUUCCCGGUUCCUGUUAUUAAGGGCCUUUUGUAUCCUGGGGCUGCUGUAAAUGGCCUCAUCCACAACAUGACUAUCCCAAGCUGGGAUAAUUUAUUAGACAUAUAUAAUUUAACCAGUAUAAAAGAAGCUUCUGCAGUAACUGAUCUUCAACGCCUAGAGGUGCUUGCGGGAAGCUACUUCUCAGUGGCAGGCGCACUUGUAGGUCUGCUUAAACCAGGGAGAAUGACCAUUUUUGGGUCACUUCUUGUAAUUUGGGGACUAGUCAAGGAAGGGAUUUUAGGGAAGCCAGUAAAUUCUGAUCCUUCAAAAGCUGUGUAUGUCUACCCAACAAUGGUGAUUGCCUUGAUAUGUGCCUUAUCAUCUGUUAAGUAUGACGUAAACAAGGUUGCUAGAACAGCUCCUGUCCGGACCAGUGCUACACCUCUUCAAAGCUCAUCAAAGUCUAAGCUGAAAUAUAAGUAAUUCUCAUACUGACACUAGUUAAGUGGUACACAUUCAUCUGAAAUUCAUUUUGGAACAUAUUGUUCAGUUGUUCAAGAAUUAUUACUUUUCCUUUUACAUAUUGCAAAUAGUUGAGCUUGUUGACCACUAGAAUGGGAGAAAAAAAAGAAAGAAAGAAAGAUCUGAAAGAGCAUGGAUCACCUCAUUUGCUUGUUUAUUGAUUGCUCAACUUUAUUAGGGUCGAUUGUUAGACAAUUUGACUUUAUGA
Messenger RNA from Gastrolobium bilobum, 1048 nucleotides. RefSeq lists its product as uncharacterized. The transcript has 3 exons. The record is from RefSeq and is a predicted model, not a curated record. Bases 133 to 801 code for a protein of 222 amino acids. NCBI's taxonomy places the organism in Eukaryota, Viridiplantae, Streptophyta, Magnoliopsida, Fabales, Fabaceae.